AUGAUAAAUCUAGUCCUGCCAGGUAGUGAGAAAUCCUGUGAAGAAAGUGAAGGAUCACUGACAUUUGGGGAUGUGGCUGUGGCCUUUACCCAGAUUGAAUGGAAACACCUGGAUGCCCCUCAGUGGGCCCUGUGCAGGGAUGUGAUGCUGGAAAACUAUGGGAAUCUCAUGUUAGUGGGGCUUCUCUCCUCCAAACACAAACUAAUCACCCAGUUGGAGCAAGGGUCUGAGCCAUGGAUGGAAGUACAAGUUCCACCAGGUACUUGUUCAGCCCAGGAGUACUGGUUUGAAACAAAGAUGUCCACCCUAAAGCAAAAUACUUCUGAAGGAUCUGAUCUGAGAGAGGAAACAAAAAGUGACAUGGAGAGAGGCCUGGACUGGGAGGGCAGAAGUUCCACAGAGAAGACACAUUAUAAAUGUGAGGAAUGUGAAGUCUUCAAACAUAAUUCCUCCUUUAUAAGCCACCAGAGAAAUCAUACUGGUGAGAAACCCUAUAAAUGUCAUGAAUGUGGGAUAACCUUUAUGAGCAGCUCAUCCCUUGUAAAUCAUCAUAAAAUCCACACAGGCAAGCAGCCUUAUAGAUGUAUAGAAUGUGGGAAAUUCCUUAAGCACUCAACAUUUGUUAAUCAUCAGAAAAUUCAUUCUAGAGAGAAACCUUAUAUAUGUAAUGAAUGUGGAAAAGCUUUUGGAAAGAACUUCCUUUUACAACAUCAGAGAAUUCAUGCUGGUCAGAAACCCUACAAAUGUAAUGACUAUAGGAAAGCCUUUGCUCAGAAUGCAGCCCUUACUCGUCAUGAGAGAAUACAUAGUGGAGAGAAGCCUUUUAAAUGCAAGGAAUGUGGGAAAGCCUUUAGGGAUAACUCAACCGUGUUGGAACAUCUGAAAAUCCAUACUGGUGAGAAACCAUAUCAGUGUAACGAAUGUGGAAGAACCUUUAGGAAGAGUCCAACUCUUGUUGGUCAUCAAAGAAUGCAUACCGGAGAGAAACCCUAUCACUAUAGUACGUGUGGAAAAUCUUUCAGGUAUAGCUCAUCCUUUGCUGGACAUCAGAAAACUCAUAGUGGAAAUAAACCCUAUUAAUGUAAUGACUGUGGGAAAGUCUUUACGAAGAACUCAACCCUUAUUGGACAUCAGAGAAUUCAUACUGGAGAAAAGCCUAAUCACUGUAAGAAAUGUGGGAAAUCCUUUAGACAUAGCUCUGGCCUUGUUGAACAUCAGAGAAUCCAUACUGGAGAAAAACCUUAUGAAUGUAAUGUAUGUGGGAAGGCUUUUCCUCAGAGUUCAGCCCUUAAACAACAUAAGAAAAUGCAUGAUAGACAAAGAGCCAUCAAAUGUAAUUAGUGUGGUAAAUCAUGCAAAAGUAAUUAUUCCUUUUGACCAUCAAAGAGAAGACAUUCAACAAAUCACAUAUUUAACAAAAAUAGUCCAUGUACCUCUGUCCUGGAGAACUUCUCACUUGUGAGGAUGCUCACUGUAGUAUGAUUUGUAUUAGUAAAAUACUUGAAGAACCUAAAUGUUUAUCAGUAUGGAAAUAGUUACUGUAGAACACUAUGCAGCAAGUAAAAAGAAUGAAGUAGAUCUUUAUAUAUAGAGCCAUAGAAAUAUCCCUAUGAUACCUUGUUCAAGGUGAAAAAAAGCAAGUUGCAGAAAAUCUACAUAUUGUGGCCUAAUUUACAUUUUAAAAAAUGAAGCUAUUUUUGUUUAUAUAUAUAUCCUAUGUAUCCAAAAAGAUCUAUCUAGUAAAAUAAAGUGCAAAAGUUUUUUUCUUUGAGAAGAAUGUUUUUAUUGGUAUG
Messenger RNA from Suricata suricatta (meerkat), 1793 nucleotides. It is a transcript of the gene ZNF485, whose product is annotated as zinc finger protein 485. NCBI's taxonomy places the organism in Eukaryota, Metazoa, Chordata, Mammalia, Carnivora, Herpestidae. Gene Ontology annotation, molecular function: RNA polymerase II cis-regulatory region sequence-specific DNA binding; DNA-binding transcription factor activity, RNA polymerase II-specific. Gene Ontology annotation, biological process: regulation of transcription by RNA polymerase II. The record is from RefSeq and is a predicted model, not a curated record.